Messenger RNA from Hyla sarda, 2639 nucleotides. RefSeq names its product cyclin T2 (gene CCNT2). Gene Ontology annotation, cellular component: nucleus; cyclin/CDK positive transcription elongation factor complex. The record is from RefSeq and is a predicted model, not a curated record. Gene Ontology annotation, molecular function: cyclin-dependent protein serine/threonine kinase activator activity. Gene Ontology annotation, biological process: positive regulation of DNA-templated transcription, elongation; regulation of transcription by RNA polymerase II. NCBI's taxonomy places the organism in Eukaryota, Metazoa, Chordata, Amphibia, Anura, Hylidae. The transcript has 13 exons. Bases 16 to 2424 code for a protein of 802 amino acids.
UGCCGAGUGGGCAGGAUGAGGGUGGGCCGGGACUGUGCUGGGCCCCGGGAUGGCCGCUCAUAUUCCGGCCCUAGACGGCUCUUUGUCUCGGGCUCAGGCCGUUGGGUUGUGUCAGCCGGCAAGUGCGGCCUCCCUCCCCCGGGAGCAGCGAUCAUCCCCGGGGAACCGCCUCACCUGCUCCCACCGCCGGGAACACUGACGCAAACAGGCGAAAUACUGACACAUUGUUACUUUAUACUGAGUAAUAUCUCUAUUUAUACAGAAUCAGAUAUAUUAUCCCAGCUAACCAUCAACACUGCCAUUGUUUACAUGCACCGAUUCUAUAUGCAUCAUUCUUUUACCAAAUACCACAGAAAUAUAAUUUCUCCUACUGCAUUGUUCCUGGCUGCUAAAGUGGAGGAACAGCCACGUAAACUUGAACAUGUGAUUAAAGUCUGUCAUGCUUGUCUUAAUCCGGUGGAUCCACAGCUGGAUACAAAAUGCGAUGCUUACCUACAGCAAGCUCAAGAGCUGGUUAUACUUGAAACUGUUCUGCUCCAGACCUUAGGCUUCGAAAUAACUAUUGAGCACCCCCAUACGGAUGUAGUGAAAUGCACCCAGUUAGUGAGAGCAAGCAAGGAUUUGGCACAGACAUCCUAUUUCAUGGCUACCAACAGCCUUCACCUCACAACGUUCUGCCUUCAGUACAGGCCCACGGUUAUCGCCUGUGUUUGCAUCCAUCUGGCCUGCAAGUGGUCUAACUGGGAGAUACCAGUAUCGACAGACGGAAAGCAUUGGUGGGAAUAUGUGGACCAGACGGUGACACUGGAAUUGCUGGAUGAACUGACACAUGAAUUUCUGCAGAUUCUCGAGAAGACACCUAGCCGAUUGAAGAAGAUCCGAAACUGGAGGGCCUCUCAGGCGGCGGCAAGAAAACCCAAGGGUGAUGGCCAACUGGACAGUGCUCUUCUGAAUUCAUCACUUGGCCCGAACUCUAUCUUGGUGGACCCUGUAGCAGGUAUUGCUGCAAGUGCCAGUUUUCCAAAGGCAUCAACGUCUGCAUUUCCUGCACCGGUAGCUCUGAACUCAGGAAGCAUGCCAAUUCAGGCAUCCCAUAGCGCAGAGGAGCUGGCCAUAUUGGCAAUGCCUGGUACAUCUUAUACAAUGGCAUCUCAUCAUGAAUGGCCUCAUCCGGAUCAACCUAGGACAGACCAAGUGUAUGGCCAGAAACCAGAGAACUCCCUCCCAUCUGCUCAGUAUAGCAUGGCUGCUGUGCAACUUCACCCGGGCUUACAUCAUCGAUCCGAAAAGGGUUCUGAGCAUUCAAUUAAACCAGAGCAUGCUCAUAAGUUAUCCAGCAGCAAACACCAUGGACAGAUUUAUGCUCCUUCAGUGACAAUAUCUCAUAAAAUGUCUUUAGACAAGUAUCGGGAAAAACGCAAACUUGAAACUGUUGAUAUAGAUGUUCGAGAGCAAAUUCCAGCAGUCCAUGUGGACCAGCAGCUGCAGCAUAAAAAGCAUGCCGGCAGCAGCUCCGUCACGUCUCCUAUCAAAAUGAAAAUUCCACUUUCCAGUGCUGAAAAGACAGAAAAGCAUUCUUCCGAGAAAAAAGAUAAGAGCGGUUCCCUGAAGCUGCGGAUACCUAUCCCUCCAACGGAGAGAGCCUCCAGCAAAGAUGACUUGAAAAUGAAAAUUAAGGUUUCUUCCGCGGACAGACACAGCUCGUCCGACGAGGGCAGCGGCAAGAGUAAGCACUCGAGUCCGCACAUGAGCAAAGAACACAAGGACAAGCACAAUUCUUCCAACAGACACCACAGUAGCAGCCACAAGCAUUUACAUUCACACUACAGCAGUGCGAGCAGCAACAACAACAGCAAUAAGCUUUGCAUGGACGGACUGCCUACAACUGUUUUACGGAGUCCCGUUGUUGUGCCCAACGAGGGUGGUACCUCGAGCUCCAGCUCUUCAAGAAAGAGGCCGCAUUCCAAUGACGCCUCUUACAACCACCACUCCAAAAUGAGCAAAAGUUCCAAAAGUUCAGGUACUAGUUCUUCCUCUGUUAAGCAGUAUAUAUCCUCUCACAACACUGUUCUUAACCAUCCCUUACUCCCUCCUCCCCCUGUCACAUACCAGGUGGGCUACGGGCAUCUCAGCACCCUCGUGAAACUGGACAAGAAGCCAGUGGAGAGCAACGGCCCUGAUACCAGUCACGAGUACGGUGCAAACAGCCAGCAUAUGGACUACAAAGAUACUUUUGACAUGCUUGAUUCGCUGUUAAGUGCCCAAGGAAUGAACAUUUGUAGUUUUGCAACAGCUGGCGGUACCCUGGUUGGGAAACCAUGGCAUUGGAGCUGCAGAAGUGGCAGAAAACAUCCACAGGGGCCUGAAAGCCAUAGGACCGUGGUGCUGGUUAUCUUGAAAUGUUUGAUCCUUUGUCCACCAUGAUGCUUCCUCCCCCAUUACUUCCUAUUUGUGACGAUAUUUUGGAUGGUAAUAGCAGCCUUGCCAUGCCAAUGGGAGGACACGAACCAAACCUGGAGCACUAUCUAGUGACCGCUGCAAGCAACAAUUAUUCCCACUAGGACAGACUGACGCUACUGACCAUAGUAUUGGAAUUUUAAUUUGUUGCUUUUUUUAAUAGAUUAUUAAGUCCAAAGAAA